Messenger RNA from Naumovozyma dairenensis CBS 421, 930 nucleotides. RefSeq names its product tRNA splicing endonuclease subunit SEN34 (gene SEN34). The record is from RefSeq and is a predicted model, not a curated record. Lineage: Eukaryota; Fungi; Ascomycota; Saccharomycetes; Saccharomycetales; Saccharomycetaceae. The coding region runs from base 1 to 930 and encodes 309 amino acids. Gene Ontology annotation, cellular component: tRNA-intron endonuclease complex. Gene Ontology annotation, molecular function: nucleic acid binding; tRNA-intron lyase activity. The transcript has a single exon. Gene Ontology annotation, biological process: tRNA-type intron splice site recognition and cleavage; tRNA splicing, via endonucleolytic cleavage and ligation.
AUGGAAACGACUGUCGUUGAAGGUGAACGAAAAGAUUUUGAACCUGUUACCAUUAAUAUUUUAAUAAAUAAAGAUGAACAAUCCACAAUAUCAGCAUUAGUUUUCGAUUUAGAAGACAUUAAGAAACUAAGACAAAUAGGAAUAUGUGGUAUUCUUACAGGUACUUUGCCCUCUGCAUCGCAACAGAACACUUUCCUUUCUAUACCCUUGAGGUUGAUGGUAGAAGAAGUUCUCUGGCUUCAUUUUAAUGGAUACUGUCAUUUAAGACCGCUUAAUGGACCAAUCUCACAAAAUGUUGUCGAUACCAUAAAGACUCGAGCUGAAGAUUUGUACACGACAUCCAUAGCAAGGAUCGAAUUUCUAUACGAAUUACAACGACAGUAUAAAAGAGAGGAACAUUUGAAAAAAUUAGAAAAAUUAGGUUUACUCAAUAAAAAUGUCAAGGAAGGACAAGAAGAUAAUUUGAAUUCAAAACUCUUGGAAUCAUCAUUAUUUGUACAAACGUCAAACGCUUCCUCUAUCCUACAAGAUUUUUCCAUGCAAUUAGAUGAUAAGUUCAUAAUAAAUUGGCUUAUUUCCAAUUCAAGUAGUUGGAACAAUUACCUGCUUUUCAAAUCUUUGAAAGAUCAAAAAUAUAUAUUGGCGCCCGGUUCAAGGUUCGGAGGGAAAUUCAUUGCAUAUCCUGGGGAUCCACUUAGAUAUCAUUCGCAUUUGACUGUGCAAAAUGCAAUAGAUUAUUAUAAUGAACCAAUUGAUAUGUUAUCCUUAAUACGUGGUUCAAGAUUGGGGACAACAGUCAAGAAACUAUGGGUAGUAGGAGGCGUGAAGGGAGAUAUUGAGGAAGAACCUUCCACUGAAGUGGAUUCGACUAGUAAAGAAAAAAAUGGGCGUGUUUCCUUUUUUUCCAUUGAAUGGGCAGCUUUUGGUUAA